Messenger RNA from Didymosphaeria variabile, 1548 nucleotides. RefSeq lists its product as uncharacterized. The transcript is spliced from 2 exons. Gene Ontology annotation, molecular function: transmembrane transporter activity. The coding region runs from base 1 to 1548 and encodes 515 amino acids. Gene Ontology annotation, cellular component: membrane. NCBI's taxonomy places the organism in Eukaryota, Fungi, Ascomycota, Dothideomycetes, Pleosporales, Didymosphaeriaceae. The record is from RefSeq and is a predicted model, not a curated record. Gene Ontology annotation, biological process: transmembrane transport.
AUGGCCUCCUCCGCCCUCCACGGCCUCUUCGACAUCCAACACUCCUCCUCCACCACUUCUUCCCCAUCAGUCACCAGUCCCCCUGCUACCCAUCAAAAAUCCAACCCCUCCGUGAGCAUAAAAGAAACCCCUUCCAACAUUGAGCUCGAUGACCUCAACUUCGGAGAACGCUACAAUGGCCCCUCGACCGCAUCCCAAACCCCCAAAGGAUCCUCAGGCGCAGGCUUCUUCUCCGGCGCCCAAACGCCAAAGACGCCGUACGAGCUGGAGAACAGCCGCCCUGGCUCGCGGACAGGGCAUGAAGCCGUACCGCUGAUGCAGACGUGGAGUAAUCCGCCGAUGAACAAAUGGAGGAUCCUAUGCUGUUGUUUGAUUUAUUUUGGGAAUGGGAUGAAUGACUCUGUCGUUGGUGCCUUGAUCCCCUACAUGGAAGAAUACUACCACAUCGGGUACGCCAUCAUGUCCAUGGUCUUCGUCGGCAACGCAGCGGGCUUCAUUAUCGCGGCGUUCUUCUGUAACACGAUACUGGGCAAACUUGGGCGCGCGAGGACGCUUAUCUUCUCUGAGAUCAUUCUGCUGGCUGCGUACGUGAUGCUCGUCGCCACCCCACCGUAUGCCGCAGUGGUGGUGUCUUUCUUCCUCCUAGGCUACGGCGCCGCGACGUCGCUUGCACUUAACAAUGUCUUCUGCGCAAACCUGCACCCACCCAGCGCAAUCCUCGGCGCCGCCCACGGAAGUUACGGGUUAGGUGGUAUCGUAGCACCUAUCAUAGGUACGGCGAUGGCCUCACGAGGCAUCCUCUGGUCGCGGUUCUACUUCAUCUGCGUCGGCCUCCGGAUAUGCUGCAUGCUAUUCGCCGGCUGGGCCUUCUGGUCCUACCGCGAAGACCAACCGCAAACACUCCUUUCGUCCCUCCAGCGCACUGCUAGCCAGCAAGCUGCCCCCGAAUCGGCUGAAUCCAAGUCCAAGAACUUGAAAUUGGCGCUCAAGAACCGUGUCACCAUCUUUGGCGCGCUCUUCAUCUUUGCGUACCAGGGCGCCGAGGUGAGUAUCUCGGGCUGGGUCAUUUCCUUCUUGAUCAACUACCGUGGUGGCGAUCCGAGUAGAGUCGGAUACGUAACAGCAGGUUUCUGGGGAGGUAUAACCCUUGGUCGCUUCGUCCUCACGCACCUCGCACCUCGCAUCGGCGAGAAAACAUUCGUGACUGCGCUCACUAUCGGUACCGCGGGCCUGCAGCUUCUCGUCUGGCUCGUUCCAAACGUCAUCGGAGACGCGGUGGCUGUCUCUUUACUGGGCUUACUUCUUGGGCCAGUGUAUCCCUGCGCGCAGACUAUCUUUAGUCGGUUGAUGCCGAAGCAUGUGCAGACGACGGCGAUUGGGUUUAUAGGUGGUGCGGGCAGUAGUGGUGGUGCAGUGGCGCCGUUUACUACGGGUAUCCUGGCGCAGGCGGCAGGGACGUGGGUGCUGCAUCCGGUGUGUAUUGGGUUGUAUGGGGCGAUGAUGGUGUUUUGGUGGAGUUUGCCGAGGGUGAGUAAGAGGAAGGAGUGA